Molecule: messenger RNA, 2323 nt
Organism: Annulohypoxylon truncatum
Lineage: Eukaryota; Fungi; Ascomycota; Sordariomycetes; Xylariales; Hypoxylaceae
Product: general substrate transporter
Exons: 3
Coding region: 564-2117 (517 amino acids)
Biological process (GO): transmembrane transport; carbohydrate transport
Cellular component (GO): membrane
Molecular function (GO): carbohydrate:proton symporter activity
Source: RefSeq, a predicted model, not a curated record
ACCUUUUCUAACGGUAUCAUAUUUAAGCAGAAUUUGAUUAUAUUGAGAGAAAUACACAGGAAAUCAAACAGCAUAUCCAAAGUCAAAUAACUUAAAACAUCUUCAACUGACAAACCCCUAUUCCAAUUGUGGAGUCAUUCAGGGGGAUGCUUUGCUUAGUCAUCAACUUCGUGCUCCGGUCGAUUUAAGGUACUUCCGAAGUAGGCAACUCCGACCACGUCCUACGCCCUUUGAGUCUUUGAGCACCGAUCCUUCCCCGGAGUCAAUGACUUGCUGUUCGGCGAAUCAGUUACCUUGAGAAUAACGCCUUCACGAUACGAUAAGAUGCGCCUGGCCCGUGCCCUGCAUCGACAUCUAUGGACCCCUGCUGCUCUUGCUGACCGUAUUUAUGGCCGACCAACCUUUGAUGAUGAUCAAGAUGCAUUUUCCUGUUCUUCUCUUACUUGGGGUGUAGUAGAAAUAUCUUGGACCAACUUACUAAAUAUAAUCACUCAACCCUGGUGCGCAUGAGAACGUGAUCACGUACCCACCAGUGCUCUGAGAAAUUUUCAAGCUGAGCCAACAUGCAGCUCACCAGCUUGCUGCAAAAGCCCUCGGGCUAUAUUCUGGCCAGUGUACUCUGCUCGCUGGGAGGGUUCCUUUUCGGCAUCGAUACUGGUAUCAUUGGCCCCGUCACCGUAAUGAACGAUUUCACCAAAUAUGCUGGUAAUCCGUCCCCUACAAUCCACGGUCUGAUCGUAUCGUCUAUUCUCAUACCUGCGGCAAUUUCGUCCUUCUUCGCCGGUAGAGUUGCGGAUGCGCUUGGCCGCCCCCUCGGAAUUGCCAUCGGCUCUUUCAUCUUUGGCACCGGAGCUGCUCUCGAAGGCGCCUCCGUGCAUAUUGCUAUGUUUAUUGUCGGCCGCGUCGUCGAAGGAAUUGGUGAGGGGCUUUAUCUUAGCAUGAUGGUGGUUUAUAUCUGCGAGAUUUCACCCCCUCGCUACCGUGGCGCCCUAACCACGGCGCCCCAACUACUCACUACUCUUGGCUUGGUCACCGGCUUCUUCACAUGCUACGGCACCGCUAAUAUGCAGUCGUCAUUCUCCUGGCGUCUACCCUUUAUCCUGCUGGCUGCAUACUCGGGCGCCUUUUCCGCCUCAGUCCUCAUGUGGCUCCCGCCCUCCCCGCGAUGGCUCACCCUCCACGGGAAGACCCAAGAAGCCUCCGCGGCCUGGGACAAACUUGGCGUUGCUGCCGCUGACAGGGAGAAGAUCCUAGACCAGUACGACGCUACCGUCGUUGAAAACGCCAUCCCGGACGCCAGUGGCAACAUCAGCGCCGGCCACGUCGCGUCGACCACGAUCGCCGUCCCGAAGUCGAAGAAAGCCGAGAUGCUCGACGUGCUGUCUUCGGACGCUCGCCCUCGUCUGAUUCUAGCCGUCUUCCUCAUGGGUAUGCAGCAGCUAAGCGGCAUCGACGGCGUUCUUUACUACGCCCCGCUCCUCUUCCAACAAGCCGGCCUAUCCUCCAACGAAUCCACCUUCCUCGCCUCCGGCGUCUCCGCGAUCCUGAUCUUCGGGGUAACCAUCCCAGCGACCAUCUUCGCGGACCGAUGGGGGCGUCGCCUGAACACGAUCCUCGGCGGGCUAGGCAUGACGUUGACCAUGUUCCUCAUGGGCGCGCUGUACGCCUCCUCGUCGGUGCACGCGGGGACCGGGGCCGGCCGCUGGGUCGUCAUAGUCUGCAUCUACGCCUUCGCCGUCAUCUACUGCGUGUCGUGGGCCGUCGGCAUCAAGGUGUACGCGGCGGAGAUCCAGCCGCAGCGCACGCGCGCGAGCGCCACCUCCAUCGCGCACGGCAGCAACUGGCUCAGCAACUUCCUCGUCGCUCUCGUCACGCCGACGCUGCUCGCGAAGACGAGCUACGGCGCGUAUUUCCUGUUCGGCGGCUGCACGCUCCUGACCGCGGCCGUGUGCUGGGUCUUCAUGCCCGAGACGCGGGGCAUGAGCCUCGGCGAGAUUGACGAGGCGUUCGUGACGAAGAGCGGUCUGGCUAAGGUUAGCGGGGUGAGGGAGUGGGCGAGGUCGUUGCAGGGAAGGGUUCGGUGGAGGAGGCCGGUUGCGGUGGAUGUGGAUGCUUGAAUGUAUAGGUACGUAAGAGCCAGGAAAGGGUCUUGUAUUGGAUUUUCCUGUCGAGUGCCUAGGUAGGUGGCCAGCGUGCUAGAUAUAUACGAACCGAGAUUAGUCAUAGCCAUAUGUAGUGCCUUACCCUGGUUGGUGGGUGGACUUUGAAAGCAUCCCUCAGAAAGCAAGUACUCAUCAAUCAAAUUAAGAGGUCACUUAAUCCA